AUGUCGACGGUGUCCAAGGCGGUUCUGGCGGCCUCCGUCGCGGUCUCGGGCGCCGUCGUCGCGGGCGUCCACCUCCAGCAGAGCCGCGUGAGGGAGGUAGGCCUCUCCCUCCCCCCCCUGCCAGGCGGGAGCAUCGGGGGAGGGGCGGAUUCGGCGGCAGAAAGAGCCCUUGACUUUCCGGGGCUGCGUUAUUAUUAGGGCGAAUGCAUGCGACCCUUUUGCCGAGUAGGGACUGAACGGUGCGCGUGUAAACCAACGGGCAAGAUGGCUGUGGGCGGGGCACAGGCAGCGGGCACGCCCCCUCUCCCAAAUUUACACGGGUUCAGUGCUUUCCCCCCCUAAAAAAAAUAUGUUUAGGGGUACUCUCGUUUUGACUCCAGAAAAUCACCAUUGUACAGUUCAAGUCGGGGGAAAUCAAUACAGUAAAUGGACAAAAGUACAAAGAACAUGCAACAUUACCUCAUACAGUGGUACCUCGGGUUGCAUACGCUUCAGGUUACAGACUCCGCUAACCCAGAAAUAGUACCUCGGGUUAAGAACUUUGCUUCAGGAUGAGAACAGAAAUCGUGCUCCAGCGGCGCGGCAGCAGCAGGAGGCCCCAUUAGCUAAAGUGGUGCUUCAGGUUAAGAACAGUUUCAGGUUAAGAACGGACCUCCGGAACGAAUUAAGUUCUUAACCCGAGGUACCACUGUAUCAUUCUUUCUUUUUGUCUUUUGUACCUAUCACUGGAGAAUACAGUGGUGCCUCGGGUUACAUACGCUUCAGGUUACAGACUCUGCUAACCCAGAAAUAGUACCUCGGUUUAAGAAUUUUGCCCCAGGAUGAGAACAGAAAUCGCAUGGUGGCAAUGAGAGGCCCCAUUAGCUAAAGUGGUGCUUCAGGUUAAGAACAGUUUCAGGUUAAGAACGGACCUCCGAAAUGAAUUAAGUUCUUAACCCGAGGUACCACUGUAUUACACAGCUGACAGCUCACAGUAAUUUUCCUACUCAUAUUGAAAUGCUGCCCCUCAAUGAGGCCAAACUUCCAUCAGUAAAACUCCACACAUCCACAUUCUACACUGCUUCACACAUUAAACACUUGCUUCCGUUUGAGACUCAGGAAAUGAGGCCGCCAUUGGGGGUAGCAACAGAUUCACCGCUCUAGAGAAGAAAUUAAAAAUUUGAUUUUUAUAGUUUCUUCUCCCGUUAGAGUGACAAAAUGUUUAGGGGUAUGCUUACCCCUGCGUCUCCCCAGAAAAAAAAGCACUGCACAGGUUCAGUAUAUACACACACAUCACAACGAACCCCGAAACAUUGUAAAGAUGUCACUGGAAAAUCUCUCAAAGGGUGGGACAGGGUGUCUGCGGUCUUUUCCAGUGAGUUUUCAAUCGUAUGCAAUUUCAGCAAUGUGUGUGGUGCCUCGGAAACCAUGCUGUUUUCCCUAGAAAAAGAGGUGCCAGAACUCACCAUGAACACCUCCCUCCUUCUCUUAGUAUGGCAGUGGCACCCACUUGACAAAAAGCCCUGCUCCAAAUGUAACAUCCACACAAAUGGGAGGAGGAGGGGGGCUGCCUGGACUGCCAAGUAGUCAUGAGAAUAUUCCCUGGAUUUCUGUCCAAAAGCCUGGAGGGAUAGAAGUAGGAAAUUCUCCUAUAUAGCCAGAUGUUUUUUACACACACACACACAUACACUUGCUAUGAAGCCAUUUCAUAUGUUUCUUUUCAAAAAGGUGUAUAGGAGCUGGAGAGAAAAGGAAGCAAAAAUGAACAGAGGUAUUUGACACUUUGCAUAGGAGGAGAAAUUGCAUCUGCUGUUGCUGCCCUUUCCCCCAAUUCAACCAUUCCUUCUUCCAUGUUAUCUUUGCACUUUGUAACAUAAAUUUCCCCCAGCAUUUUAUGCCCCAGUGUUUCAUAUAGCCACAGAAGGCCUCUGAUUAUUGGUUUGUGAUAUAGCGAUCUUCAGGUAAUGACCCUUUAUGAUUUGCAGAUGGCUUAGUCCUGUAUUGGAAUGAGGAUGUAUACUUCCUACAGUUAGCAAAACCUUUGAUGUUACUUUUGCAACAGUAUGAUUGCUUUGUAAGAUUCACAGUUGGCCUUAAUUUCCUAUAGCAGUACCUUUACACUUUCUCAAGUUUUUGAACAGUAGAUUAUUAAGAGAUAUAUACCAUAAUAUGAAGAGAUUUCUCUUUCAGAGGCUACGUGAAGGAGUGCUGAGAGACUUUGAGAGGCAGCAUCGUAAGCAAGAAAAUCUUCGCCUUUUGGAGCAACAGAUUGCUUUGACUGAGCAACUUGAAAUGGAAAGAAGCAAAAUGCUCAUGGGAAAAGAAUCCUCACAGUAA
This is a messenger RNA of Podarcis lilfordi (Lilford's wall lizard), 2316 nucleotides long. The record is from the annotation of a GenBank genome assembly. Lineage: Eukaryota; Metazoa; Chordata; Lepidosauria; Squamata; Lacertidae.